Messenger RNA from Sesamum indicum (sesame), 1814 nucleotides. Its product is annotated as RING-H2 finger protein ATL5. The record is from RefSeq and is a predicted model, not a curated record. NCBI's taxonomy places the organism in Eukaryota, Viridiplantae, Streptophyta, Magnoliopsida, Lamiales, Pedaliaceae.
CACCUACUCCAACACCUUUAUUAGCACAAUCAAAACCUUAAAUUUACCAAAUCAAAGGAAGGACAAGAAUUCAGGGCCUUAUCCAAAAGUAGUAAAACUAGGAAAGAGUAGUCGACAGACCAGAAACUUGCAAAAAUCUGUCUCCCUUUUACUGAGAAGGAGAAAUAAUCCCACCCCCCACAGUUUGGGAGGUUUUGAUCUUUAGCCGCCAUUUCAUCCAACUUCCAAUAUAAAUAGAGAGGGGACCCCUUAAUUGGAGUGGGACCCUAAUGAAAACGCAAGUCCAAAGGUAGAAACCACAGAGAAAUGAAAUGGAAGACUUCUUGUAUUCCAGGCUCUUCCCUUUAAGUCCACCUCAAGGGAUUAAAGAUUCCCUUUUUGGGGCAGCGUUCUUGGAUUCCUGUUUACCCUUUUCUGUUCUUGGUUUCUAAAUUGUAAAUCUGUGGUUUCUUGGUGAAAAAUCUUGUUAGAUUUUUGUCUUUAUAGUUGUUUUUGAGGUUGUUUUCCUCUUUUUGGGUUCUUGUGUACUGUUGUUGUUGAUGAUGAUUUUGUGUAUUAGCGACACAUUGUUUUCCACAAAAUUACGCUCUUUCUUGCAUUUCUUGGAGAUUCUUGAUAUGGACUUUUUUUUUAAGUCACAAUUUUAUGUUCUUGAGAUCACAAAUUGUAAAUAGCAACUUUGACAUUAGUUACACAUUUCACUGUUGAUUUUCUUCCUCUCUUUGUUUGGUUGUUUCUUGAACUGGACUUGUCACCUGAGGAGUUGACUUUCAUAAUAAAGACAUGAAAGGUUGUCAUUUCUUCUUGAUCUGGGGUUGUUCUUGUUUGUCUUGUCUUCUUUUUUAGUUUUUAAUUUUCUUACAUCUUGGCUUCAAUUUGCUUGCUUGGAGCCUGGGGCUGAAGGAGAGUAGUAGUAGGAGUCUUGAUAUGUUGGGCUCUGGCAUGAAUCUUAUUACAACUAUUAUUGGGUUUGCUAUGAGUGCAACCUUCAUUGUUUUUGUUUGCACUAGACUCAUUUGUAGGAGGCUCCGCCUUAUGGAAGCUCAGCAAAUGCUAGAAAUCGAUUCGAGGAUUGAUCUUGAGCUGGCAGAAAACCAUGCCAAUGGUCUCGAACCAGUAGGCAUUGCUGCAAUUCCCACGAUGAAGUUCGAUAUUGAAGCAUUCAGUUCAACAGAAGAUGCACAAUGUAGCAUAUGUUUGGCAGAGUACCAAGAGAAAGAAGUUUUGAGAAUCAUGCCAAACUGUGGCCAUAGUUUCCAUUUAUCAUGCAUCGAUACAUGGCUCAGACGACGGUCUACUUGCCCAGUCUGCCGUCUUUCAGUACAAGACGCUGCUGAAGUGAAACAUGUCCGAGCGGCUACUCUGAUGGCAGCUCAUUUAUUUGAUAGUUCUGAGACGACGUUUGAGCAUUCUCAGCAGUGGCUGCUCCCAACUUCUGAACGAGCAGAGGGUAAUGGAGCAGACCAAACUCAUACAGAUUCCAUUUCCGUUGUGGUCGACUCCGGAGUUCCUGUAGGAGGAGGAUUUAGUCGAUCAUCAUAGAAAGGAGUGUUGGUUCUAUGCCUUUUUCAUCCCUUGUUUCUGACUUUCUGUGUUUUUUUUUAAUAAUAGGAUCAAGAAUCUAAGGUUUUUUACAAGGGAUAUAGGCCAUUUCUGUAUAUAGGUUUCUCAGUUGGGCUGUCUUGGCAGAUUUGUUUGAAUUUUUGUGGUUUUUAGGGAAGAGUAUUGGAAAGGGAUAUGUCAUAAUUCAUAUGUAUAUAUGUUGCUGGAGACUUGUUUUGUUACAUGGGAAAUGAAAUAUCAUUACAUGGCUA